AUUAGUCAAAUCCUUAUAACUUCCGGAAAUAUACAAACUGAAACCAAAAAUGUAAAUGAACACUUCCAAAAAGAAAUAUAUUUGGUGAGAUGGAGACAAUCAAAGACACUGCCCUUGCAGCUUCGCAAGGAUGUCCUAUUCCAACAUAUGUUCUAGACGAUUUGUGCAGUCGAUUCAUCAUCAAUAUUCCGGAUGAAGAGAGGCAGGACCUCAUCCGAGUGUUCUUCCAGAUAGAAUUGGCUCACUGGUUCUACUUGGACUUCUACUGUGCAGAAAACGUGGAACUCAGAACAUGUGGGAUCAAAGAUUUCUCUGCACAGAUUUUUAAACAUUGUCCAUUUCUAAGCGGACAUGCUGGAGAGGUGGACAAAAUCCUGGACAACUGGAAGUCUUACAAGAUGAGUGUGCCAACUUAUGGAGCCAUUCUGUUAGAUCCAGAGAUGAAAUAUUGUCUGUUAGCUCAAGGAUUCUGGACUAAAAGCAGUUGGGGAUUCCCCAAAGGAAAAGUCAACGAAAAUGAAGCCCCACAUGACUGUGCUAUCAGAGAGGUGGAUGAGGAGACAGGAUUCGACAUCACUCCACUGAUAGACAAAAACGAGUUUAUAGAGAAUUACUUCAAUGACCAGCUUUCCCGACUCUACAUCAUCAAAGGGGUGGGGCUUGACACCAAGUUCCAGCCAAAGACUCGGAAGGAAAUCAAGAGUUUGCAGUGGUUUCCAGUAGAAGCCUUGCCUGCCCAUAGACGGGACCAAACCCCAAAAUCACUCGACAUGAACCCAAACAAUUUCUUCAUGGUCAUACCAUUCAUCAAACCUCUUAGAAAAUGGAUUUCUAAGAAGUUAGGACAGACAUAUCUUUUAGAUGCUGAGUAUGAUAUCAAGGGAGGAAACUUGUCAGGGCAAAAACAGAUGAAAGCAAGAGACCAGCCAGAGGGCAAUAACAGACAGUUCAACGAGGGCAGGGCCACUCAGAGGGAGAAACAGAAGCAAAAAGUCCAGCAGUAUUUUGCCCAGCAGAAUCACAAUGAAUUCCAGGAGUAUAUGCAGCAUAAAGAGAAGAAACAAAGAUCUGACUCUCCAAGAAAGGAGGCUGGAAAAGUCAGAGGGAUAGAGAACAAAUCACCCAAACCUAAUAAGAAGCAGCAUUAUUCUAUUUUGAACCGAGAUGGGACUGUCACAGGUACCCAGCCCAAUUUAAUUCAGAAUACCUGGGGUCCAAACCAGGUCACUGGUCAGCCCAAGAGGAACCUGGGAAAUCCAUUUAAUAGUCCAGGUGGCUACAUGCAGGGACCUAGACUGUCAAAUUACAACAACAACUCAGCGAAAUCCCCCAUGUCAGGAAACAUGAGCCAAGAUGUGAAACAGAGGCCCAGAAAGUACAAAAAAAUCACAGACCCUGAUGGGUUGGGGUCAGAAGCCUGGCUAAACUUCCAACUGGAUGUGAAUGCCAUCAUGGCGUGUCUGCCUUGAUAGUUGUGACUUGGCUAAAUGUUUUAAAGAAACUCUUUUGGCGAUUUAAAGUUUUUCUCAUGAAUGCUUACAAGGAUAAGAAGUCAUAGGCAAUGAUUCCCAGUUUUGUUUUAGACAAAAUAUCAAGGAAAUAUCGAUGUCGGGCAUUGAUGAGGUAUUCAGUUGGUCACUGAAUCGUAGGCAGCAAAGAGACUACCUGUACAUGUUUAUUCAUAAUUGAUAUUUGAUGUCAAAGUAUGCAGUGUAUAUGCAUGUAAGAGCACAAUUUAACUGUGGUAUUUUAACAAACUAGUUACAUGUACUGAAUUACAUUUAUGAAGGAAAGAGAGACAUGCAGUUGUCUUUAGUACUUUGAGAUACAUGUAUGUAGGGAACAAAUGAAAUAAUUGAAGCUCUUGGUUCUAGUCAACACCAUCACAUGUACCCAUUUUUUGGUACAAUUUUCUACUUAAAACUCAAAAGAAGACUCCUGAGUACCUUUGAUUACAUGUCCAUUUACAUGUGUCUUUUUUAUUGUUGUUUACAAAUUUAUUAAAGAUAUUCUUUUUAUA
Messenger RNA from Magallana angulata, 2020 nucleotides. Its product is annotated as m7GpppN-mRNA hydrolase-like. Lineage: Eukaryota; Metazoa; Mollusca; Bivalvia; Ostreida; Ostreidae. The record is from RefSeq and is a predicted model, not a curated record. The transcript has 9 exons. Gene Ontology annotation, molecular function: RNA binding; 5'-(N(7)-methylguanosine 5'-triphospho)-[mRNA] hydrolase activity; manganese ion binding. Gene Ontology annotation, biological process: deadenylation-dependent decapping of nuclear-transcribed mRNA; nuclear-transcribed mRNA catabolic process, nonsense-mediated decay. Gene Ontology annotation, cellular component: cytoplasm; P-body. The coding region runs from base 90 to 1469 and encodes 459 amino acids.